GCAGAAGCAUUGCGAGAAGGCAGUCGAUGGCAGCGGGGCCACCGCCACCGACUACGAGCAGCUCUUCGCGGCGCUGGGCAAGACGGGGGCGGCGGAGCUGGCGGAGCAGCCGCAGCUGACGACGGGCCUCAACUUUCAGCAGCGGAACAAGAGCGGCUCAAGGCAGGAGGAGUACCUUCUGACGCCGACGAAGCUACAGGUAAGCGGCGGCUGGAGAUCUGCGCCAGCCUUGCCGACUCAGCAGCCAAGCGGCCGCGGCGUUCCCAACCACGCUGGCGCCGCACAGGGUAAUAAGAAGAAUAACAAGUUCGAGCAGCUCACGGUCUGUACCUUCAGCGGCUCGGGCUGGGGCACGACCGAGGAGAAGCUGGGUGAGGAGGCGGAGGGUCGCUUGCUGCUCUACGCAGUGCAGGGGCAUCACCUCACCAAUGACAAGUGGCCCGUGGCCACGCAGAGCAUGAAGGCGCAGGGUUGCCAAUUGGGUGGCGCCGCAGCUGCGCCUGCCACGGGGCCAACAGGCGAGGCGGGCUCGUCUGCUGGAGUUGCGGCGGCG
This is a messenger RNA of Prorocentrum cordatum, 553 nucleotides long. The record is from the annotation of a GenBank genome assembly. NCBI's taxonomy places the organism in Eukaryota, Dinophyceae, Prorocentrales, Prorocentraceae.